Messenger RNA from Nothoprocta perdicaria, 536 nucleotides. RefSeq names its product macrophage migration inhibitory factor. Gene Ontology annotation, molecular function: cytokine activity; phenylpyruvate tautomerase activity. Lineage: Eukaryota; Metazoa; Chordata; Aves; Tinamiformes; Tinamidae. Bases 34 to 381 code for a protein of 115 amino acids. The record is from RefSeq and is a predicted model, not a curated record. The transcript is spliced from 3 exons.
CCCGCCGCUGCCGCCGCCGCUCCCGCCGCCACCAUGCCUAUGUUCGCCAUCUACACCAACGUGUGCAGGGACGCCGUGCCCGAGAGCCUGCUGGGCGAGCUCACCCAGCAGCUGGCCAAGGCCACGGGCAAGCCCGCCCAGUACAUCGCCGUGCACAUCAUACCUGACCAGAUGAUGUCCUUCGGCGGCUCCACGGACCCCUGCGCGCUCUGCAGCCUGCACAGCAUCGGCAAAAUAGGAGGGCAGCAGAACAAGAGCUACACCAAGCUCCUCUGCGACCUCCUCUCCAAGCACUUGCACGUGUCUGCAGACAGGGUCUACAUCAACUACUACGACAUGAACGCCGCCAACGUGGGCUGGAAUGGUUCCACCUUUGCGUAGAGCUCUCCGUCUGACCAAAGAGGGGGCUCCUGGACCUGCCCUUCUCCUGCCACUUAGCAGAGAUCUCCGCAUAAACGGCCCCAUGUUUUGUGCACCCUCACCCACCGAUGGCUCCUUGUGUGUCCAAUUGCUGCUUCAACAUUCCUCCAUUUUCU